Messenger RNA from Stylophora pistillata, 1834 nucleotides. RefSeq lists its product as uncharacterized. Lineage: Eukaryota; Metazoa; Cnidaria; Anthozoa; Scleractinia; Pocilloporidae. The record is from RefSeq and is a predicted model, not a curated record.
UUAUUUGACAGACGAUAGAUAUUAUGGUGCACCUAUGCCCGCAGCUAUCAUCUACGAAAAUGCGUCUCGACCGCUGAAGACACUAUCGCCUGAAAAAGCUCCAUUCUCGCUAAAUGAAAUAUUUGAGAAAUUGCAGAACAAAAUUAGGGGUCGAAAAUUAAGACCAGGUGUUUUCGGAAUAGUGAAAAGUUACAAUUGGCGAGAGUCAAACGAGAAGAACAUUGGAAAAGCCAAGGUUUUAUCCACUACCUCAAACGGGGAAGAAAGUGGUUCAAUUAGGUUUGAAAACUACAGCAGUCAUUCAACAAACUAUACUGACUAUUUCAAGGCCAGGCCGUUUGAUUUGCCGUUUGAAAGGGAUUCUGCACGUAACGUGAAAGAUAUUUCAACUACGGCUCCAAUUUCUGACAAAAAGAGUCUUGAUCUAGAUUUUGUGGAGAUAAUUCAGAGCGGUCCUCAGGAUUCGUUCGUUCCUCAUCAAUUUCAAGAUUUCCGUCGCCAGUGGUUGCGUCAGCGUCGCGCACGCGUAGACUGGCAGAAAAUGAUUCAACCGUGUGUCGACAACAUGGCCUGGGGACAAGUAAAGAAUCACUGGGUCAAACUAAACAGAACUAACGCAGUUACCAGUGAGGUGAUUUUUUGGGACAUAAAGCCUGCGCGGGAGUUUAGCAAGAUUUUCAUCCAAUCAAAGACCUCAGAUAAUAGAACGAAAAUGAUUGGUGGAGACACCUGGAGAGUCUACCUACGUGGGCCAUCAAGCAUUGCGGCGACUCUUUUUGAUCACAAUAAUGGAACUUAUGAGGCUCUGUUUCUUAUCAUGGAACCAGGUAUCUAUCAGUUGAUGAUUAACUUGGAUUAUAGUUUAUGCGAUGGGUUCAGGGACCCACCAAGUGACUGGUUCAUAAAAGGGAACGCUCAGGGGAAGUAUCAGAAAGAUGGCCUCUUAGGACUCCUGGACGACUACUUGAUACAGCCCUUUCAGAAUGGGAAUCCUAUCAUCAUAAAUGUACCAGAAUCAAAGCUCAACAUAUCUCUGAUAGAACACCUGAGGAAGGAUCUGGACUCAUGCAGUUACACCUGCAAUCACUUAUGGGAUGGGUUUGGCCGAUGGGAAAAUAAUGAGUGGAUUCCUUUUCUUGAUGAUUCCUAUCACUGGUCGAUGCCACGGCAGUACCAAUCGGCUGGUUUCCUUUGGAUAUACGGGGAUUCUCUUGCUGUCCGCCUAGUGAGCUCCGUUCAGUCGCGCGCUCUUUGUUCCCGUCUUUACUGGGGCUGUGGGCGGAGUUACAACUGGAUAUACCCUGUGAUAAGUGAAGCUUUAAGUAAACAACAGAACGACGAUUUAGACUUCUCAUCUGAAAAGGUCAUCGAGACCAUUAAGGAUGUUUUGCGUAGGCGCGAGAUGCAACGAAGGGACAGUGUUCUACUUUUAAACCUUGGUAUUCAUUUUCCAAUCAGUGUUAAUUUCUCCACAUUCCAGAGGCUGGUUGGAGAUCUUAUAAAUGUCUUGAAGGAAACUAGAAUUAACUCACAGGGAGAUAGGGUACCAAAAUACCCUGCAAAGGUUAUCUGGAAAUCAUCCACUGCUAUUCACAAAGAAAAAGCCGAGGUCAAAAAUAAGACCAACUGGAGAUUCUUUACUACUCAACAAAGCUGGUUACAUCGCUUUGGCGAUGUUGUCAUUCAGCUGAUUCGUGCGUUUUACAAUCCAUUGACGCAAACUGAACUUCUUAAUCUCUUGCCAUUCAGAGAACACAUACUGAAUAACCUACCGGAUCCUUUUGAUUGCGAAAAGAUUUUGGCUGGGGGUGGGGGAACUUCUUGCAGUCGUUAG